Molecule: messenger RNA, 591 nt
Organism: Salvia splendens (bonfire salvia)
Lineage: Eukaryota; Viridiplantae; Streptophyta; Magnoliopsida; Lamiales; Lamiaceae
Product: gibberellin 2-beta-dioxygenase 2
Exons: 2
Coding region: 1-591 (196 amino acids)
Source: RefSeq, a predicted model, not a curated record
AUGCCUAUUUUAGGUCUAUGUGUUUUUCUUCACGGUGCUCUUGCUUUGUUACUUGGGAACUGGGAUCACCUUCGAAGUUGGAUUCACAAUGUAGCUCGUAACUCGUGGGCUGAUCCGAAUAGCCAGCCAAAUUUACAGGUCGACGUUUUUAAUCCCGAUUUUGACCAAAUUAAGCUGUUAAAUAACACAACAAAAUUUAGCGACGGAACAAUUCCGGCACUAAUUGGGAGAUUCCCGGCUGCGGCGGAGGGGGAUUCCCUCGCUAUCCCCGCCGUGGACCUGUCCCAACCCGGCGCCAAAACCCUCAUUGUCAAUGCCUGCAAAGAGCUGGGUUUCUUCAAAGUGAUCAACCACAGAAUCUCCAUGGAUUUCCUCACCAAAUUAGAAGGUGAAGCCAUGAAAUUUUUCCAAUUGCCGCCGCAGGAGAAGGCCAAAUCCGCCCCCCCAAACCCCUUCGGCUACGGCAGCAAGGUCACCGGCCCCAACGGCGACGUCGACUGGGUCGAGUACCUCCUCUUCUCCACCAACCCCGAACUCGCCUCCCGCAACCCUAACUCCGCUGUGUCGGGAAUCUCCCAAUCAAUGCGGUAA